Messenger RNA from Bicyclus anynana (squinting bush brown), 2570 nucleotides. RefSeq lists its product as uncharacterized. The record is from RefSeq and is a predicted model, not a curated record. The transcript has 3 exons. Lineage: Eukaryota; Metazoa; Arthropoda; Insecta; Lepidoptera; Nymphalidae. The coding region runs from base 317 to 970 and encodes 217 amino acids.
GAAGUUGACAGGUGUCAGUUGUCUUUGAUACGCUAAACGAAAACGUUCUGUCCGACAGUCCGAGUCCGUUGAAACUUGAAAUUCAAACAUUAAUUUGUUGAGUUACCAAAAUGUGAUUUAAAUUAACUGUAAUAAAAUAUUGUAGUGCUAAUGGUGUGCUUUAAAAUUAUAAGCAUUUUAUGAAGUGAAGUGUGAACUUUUGAAGAUUAAUAAUUGGACAAAUAUUAGUUGUGUAGGGACAAGUGAUAUACUGCAAGUUUUUGAAACAAUUACCAAUUCAUUAUUAACAUUAGGACUUUUGUUGUGAUUUAAAACAAUGGGGAGCAAAUUCGAUGAGAAUACCAAGGAGGCUUUAUCUCGCGAACUAAGAGAAGUACGACAACGAUGCGUUGACACGCACAAUAUCAUUGAAAACUCUCCUCUGAACCAGAACGUGUAUAAUAAUAACGUCGGCCAGUCCGCCCUUAACUACGUAGAAGGCCUGCGGACACAAAUCCAAGACUCCGAAACUGGUAAAAUACCUGUUGAUGAGAAUCUGAUCAUCAACCAGUUCAUCAAGGAAAUUAAAGUGAAGAAUCAGCAUAUGCAGAUGCUGUGUGAAUGUACUCGAGCCACUAUUUUGGAUGUUCAGAAUGAAAUACAAAGACUAAACAACCACACAGCCAUAGCAGAAGAAGCACUCAGCAAGCCCAGAGUCAACCCUGGCGGUGUGACUCCAGAACAAAUAGACAGAACAAGGGAUGCUUUCCGGAACCUGAAGACCGAGUUACAUGGAUUGAUUAGAUCAGUAUUCAAAGAUGAUAGUGAUAUAGCGUUUGAUAUUAUUGGGCGCUUAAUGCAGCUCAAAGAAGAUUCAAAUGGAUACAUAGAAGUAGAAGAUGAGAAUGCAAUCAUCAUAGAAAUGCUGAAGGAUCUCAAUAUUAUUUCAGUGAACCCCUACAAUAAACUUGAAGUCAAAUUUGCUUACUGAUACUUUUAGUCCAGGAUCUGUAACUGAUCACUAUUUUUCAUUUAUGAAAAUUCUUGAUUCUGGUACCUGACAGGGUUACUGGGUAAAAAAAAUUUCUGAGCAUAAGAACGAGAUAACGAACCGCACAAUUUGUAGGACAAUCUGGCUGUUAAAUUGUUUAACUAUUAAUUAAGCAACACUAAAAGAACACUCAGUAAUAAUUUUUGAUGACCUCAUUACUGAUACAAAUUAGGAAGGGAGUUAAGCUACUUACAGAAAACUUAAUAGUAAUCAAUUGUAAAAAUGCUUCACGGAUCCUGGAUUUUUUUAUUUUUGCAAAAUAUAUUGACAAUUAAAAAAAAAACCUUUUUGUUUAUUCUUUGAUAAAAUGGCAUGUAGGUAAAAUAUGUUAUCCAAGUUGUACCAGUGAUGCCAUUUAUGAGUAUAUUGAAAACAUAACGAUCAAAAAUAAUUCGUGUGCACCGUAACGCGUUACGUUACGAAGCGGUUUACCCUAAUAAGUUAUCCUAAUAAUAAUAAAAUACCCUGAAUUUGUCACUCCAAAAAUCAAAAUGGCCGACAUUUGACGGUCUCAGACGAAUAGUGAUUAUUUGGUCUGAGCUCAUGGUCAUUGUUUCUGCAUACUUGUAUAUAUUAUGUACUAGCGGACGCCCGCGACUUCGUCCGCGUGAAAGUCGUUGUAAACUUUCUACCCUACUCUACCCCUAUCCUACCCUACCCUAACCUACCUCUACCCUACCCCUACCCUACCCUAUCCCAACCCUACCCCUACCCUACCCCUACCCUACCCCUACUCUACCCUACCCCUACCCUACUCAUUAAGGCUGCACUUCUUUAUUUAUUCCUCCCACCGCGAGUCGCGUCAAGCGCGGCAACCGUUACACAAAAAUAAUCCAUAUAGCAUGAAUUAGUAUUCACGCGCGAUGGCUUAGCGUAUUUCUUAUAUAACUUUGGUGUUUCUUUACCGAUUUUUAUGAUUCUUUUUUUAUUGAAUAGGUAAUAAUGUUAACUUUCUUAUUAAGGAUGAGUGAUGAGUGUUAUAAACAUAAGAGUAGACAAAUAUAAUUAAAAAGCUCCGAACUGCUAAGCUAUCGGAAGUUACACGUGUUAUUGUGAGUCAACCAUAAAAGAUAGACAUAUAUAUGCUGUUGUGUUUUUAUAGAUAAUUUUAAGGAGAACAUUUCCGUCAUACAUAAUUUCUAUGUAGCUUUAACCAUUAAGGCUGUACACGCGACGGAAGCUUAAAAAAUUGAGUAACUUCUCCCGUUUUCUCAACAUUUCUCUUCACUGCUGUGCUCCUAUUGAUUGUAGCGUAAUGAAAAGUAUACUAUAACCUGCCCAGGAGUAUGUAGAAUAAUUGUACCAAGUUUCGUUAAAAUCCAUCCAGUAGUUUUUGUUUCUAUAAAGAACAUACAGACAGACAAAAAUUUUACUGAUUGCAUUUUUGGCAUCAGUAUCGAUCACUAAUCACCCCCUGAUAGUUAUUUUGGAAAUAUAUUUCAUGUACAGAAUUGACCUCUCUACAGAUUUAUUAUAAGUAUAGAUUAUGUAGUAAAUUUUGAGCAUUUUUUUGUAUUUCUAAAUAAAAUUUGAAAUCAAA